Messenger RNA from Acanthochromis polyacanthus (spiny chromis), 1862 nucleotides. RefSeq names its product E3 ubiquitin-protein ligase TRIM62. Bases 317 to 1612 code for a protein of 431 amino acids. The record is from RefSeq and is a predicted model, not a curated record. Gene Ontology annotation, molecular function: protein binding. Lineage: Eukaryota; Metazoa; Chordata; Actinopteri; Pomacentridae. The transcript is spliced from 6 exons.
AGGUGCAAAGCUUCUUCGGUUGUAAACAAGAAAGUGCUGGAUUAGAGGGAAAAAACAUGGUGUUUUGCAGCCAAACUUGAAAGGAAAACAUUCAGACGGUUAUGUUUUCUGCAGUGCAUUUGACUGGGACAGAAAUAAACCCAAGUCCUGGACUCAGUUUAUGCAAAAACCUUGGCAUGAACAGGCAGGUUUUUACAGAAACUUGAACAACUGGUUCAUUCUGUAAACACAGCCACAAAAAAAAAAGCCUGCAAAAACAGAAAAUAUCUCGGGCAGAAAUGUAACAUAUGUUUGCUGCUUUUGUCAGCUCUCAAAAAUGGAAGCUGAGGAGUCACCAUGUGGGGGUAAUGGACGGUCAGCGGCAGGUCCGUCGGCGCAGAGCGAUCUUGCGGCGCCCUCUGCAGGCAUCGACAGUCUGCUGCAGGAUGGCUUCACUUCUCUGGACACCGGCAGUGACAGAGUCGUUCAGCCUUUCCCACGUUCUCCUAAGCUGCAGAGGAAGGUGGCCAAAGCUGCACAGCCCUCUCAGGAACAGUUAAGCAGACGUAUGGAGGAGCUGCAGGCGGAGAAAUCCAAGACGGAGGCUCAUAUCGAGUCACUGAAGAAACGCAAAGCAGAUCUCUCUAGGACCUCCGAGGUGAUGAAGCAGCAGGUCCGAGAGCGCUUUGAGAACAUGCGGCGCGUCCUGAAGCAGGACGAGCAGGUGGUCCUGGACUCUCUGGAGCUGGACCUGAAGCAGACCAGGACCAGGCUGGACCAGGUUCUGAAGAACUGGAAGCAGCACCAGGACCAGGUCGGCGAGAGCAUCGGCAGCAUCCAGAGAGCUCUGAGCAGGAGCCCCGAAGCAGAGGCAGACGGGAAGGGCUACUCUGAGAACCUGAGUCCCAAGAAGCCGGACGCAUCUGAGAGGGAAAUCCGACUGAAUAAAGACAGAUUCGAGAGGCUUCUUAAAACCCUCUCCUCCAUCUCCAAAAACCUGAAGGCCCAGUUACAGAGGAAGACGCUACUGCUGGACACCGCUUCCACUGUGAUUGACAGGCAGACUUGCCAUUCCCAGCUCAUGGUGACCUCAGAGGGGCGUGGCUUGUCGUUCUCCGGCUCCGCCCCCUCGGCUCCAGAGCAUCCUCUCCAGUUUGAUAAGGUGUGCUGCGCUCUGGGCUCCUCUCCCAUCUCAGCCGGUCAGAGCUACUGGGAGGUGGACGUGCGCUGCUGCUCGGCCUGGGCGGUGGGCGUGGCCUACGGCAGCCUGGCGAGAAAGGGGCGGGACAAGGGCGCCAAACUGGGCCGGAACCGCAACUCGUGGUGCGUCGAGCUCCGCCACGGGAAUCUAUCGGCUUGGCACAACGACCGGAACGUGGCGUGUCACGGCGUGGGGCAGGGCCCACUGGGCAGAGUGGGAGUGUGGGUGAAUUACGACAAAGGCCAGCUGAUGUUCUACGACGCCGAGAACAUGGUCGUCCUGCAGAAGUUCUCGGCAGCCUUGACGCCGGUGUUCGACAGAGCUCAUCACCAGUUCACUCAGCCUCUGUAUCCGGCUGUGCGCUUCCUCAGACCACCACAGAACCAGGUCUGGCCAAACCACCUGGAGUUUUGCCCCCUCAGCUCCCCGUGAUGUAGUUUUAAUCCAGAGACAACGAUGUGGACGAUCUAAGCAAUCACGUUUAAGAAGCUCCCAGCCAUCAAACAAACAGCUCAGGCUAACAGUUUCGGAGCACGAGCUUCGACAAAAUGAUCAGGCCACUCUUGUUUUCUUCAAUUUCUUGUUCAUUUUAAUGCCUGGUACAACUAAAGGUACAUUUGUUUGGACAAAUAUAAUGAUUUUGACAAUAAUAGCUCAUGAAAGUUUAAUUUCAGAGCUGAUA